This is a messenger RNA of Heterobasidion irregulare TC 32-1, 576 nucleotides long. RefSeq lists its product as uncharacterized. The record is from RefSeq and is a predicted model, not a curated record. The transcript is spliced from 2 exons. NCBI's taxonomy places the organism in Eukaryota, Fungi, Basidiomycota, Agaricomycetes, Russulales, Bondarzewiaceae. Bases 1 to 576 code for a protein of 191 amino acids.
AUGUCGGACAAGCUGACGACAACGGAGGAGACUCUUCUUGCGCGGACCGCUGAGUUAACAAACGCGCUUAGCGACCUGGCAAAGUUGAAGCACGAGAUCGAAGGCGCGUAUGCGCUAGCCGCCCGCACGAGGGCCAGAGAGGAACAGAGCAAAUUCCAAGAGCGCGAGCUACAUAGAAAGGUGAGGGCUGCCGAGGAAGCUCGGAGGAUGACCGACCACGUCGUGGAAGAAUACGCGGAUCUGGUUCGCUCACUUGAGGGUAGGGCAAGCACGACGACGCCAACAUCUGACACCACAUUGGUCGAGACUCUGAAGGAUGGAAAGACUGGACUACAGAGGCUGCUUGAAGAAUUCAACGGUGAUACGGAGAGAUUGGAGAACGAGAUUGGGAGACUCCACAGCGAAUUAGAGCUCGCCGAGAUCAAGUGGGAGGCGGAAAAGAAGAACGCAGAUCGAGAUCGUGCCAAUUUAGCGCAAGCAAAGGCAGAGCUUGAAAAGCACCAAGCAGACGACAAGGCCGCUGCUAAGAUGGUCUCGCGGUACAUGUACGUGUAUAUCGUCUCUACCCACCCUUGA